Molecule: messenger RNA, 1215 nt
Organism: Aspergillus aculeatus ATCC 16872
Lineage: Eukaryota; Fungi; Ascomycota; Eurotiomycetes; Eurotiales; Aspergillaceae
Product: putative HAD superfamily hydrolase
Exons: 2
Coding region: 1-1215 (404 amino acids)
Biological process (GO): glycerophospholipid biosynthetic process
Cellular component (GO): mitochondrion
Source: RefSeq, a predicted model, not a curated record
AUGCAAUUGACCUCCCUCCGGCGGUCCCUUGCGCUACUCCAGCGUGCUUCUACCCGGUCGUGCAUCACUGCAAGCUCCGGUCGUCGGGCUAUCCAGACCGUCAGCUCUCAAGCGAACAUUCCCGACUUUGCCUUCGCAUUCGAUAUUGAUGGCGUCCUUCUACGAUCCUCCAAGCCCAUCCCCGGAGCAGCUGAGUCAUUGGCUUUGUUGAAGGAGCAGAACAUCCCGUUCCUUCUGUUGACAAACGGCGGUGGAAAGCACGAAACGGAGCGAGUGGCUGAGAUUAGUGAGAAGCUGAAUGUUCCCCUGGACGCAGAACUGAUCGUCCAGAGUCAUUCGCCCUUCGCAGAGCUGGUGCAUGGGACGGAGGGUCCAGGCCCCUUGGAGAACAAGUGCGUGUUGGUCGUGGGAGGAGAAGGCGACCGCUGUCGCCAAGUGGCACAUCAGUAUGGCUUCAAGAAUGUGGUGACUCCUGGCGACAUCUACAUGGCAAAUCCAGCCGUCUGGCCCUUUCGGUCGUUCAAGGACUACUACGAAAAGAUCUCCAAGCCCUUGCCAAACCCGAAAGACCCUAGUGACCCUUCGAGGGGGCUGAAGAUCGAUGCGAUUUUUGUCUUCAACGACCCGCGCGACUGGGCUCUGGACGCGCAGAUUAUCACCGACCUCUUGCUCUCCUCGCAGGGUGUUAUCGGAACGCUUUCGGAGAAGAACGGCCGGACUGAUCUUCCGAACCAUGGCUAUUUACAAGAUGGCCAGCCGCACCUUUACUUCUCGAAUCCUGACCUCUGGUGGGCUGCGAGUUACCAUCUGCCUCGUCUUGGCCAGGGCGGAUUCCGCGAAUCCUUGGAAGGUAUCUGGACGGCAGUGACCGGAGGUCCCGACAAAGGUGUGAAGCUCAAGAAGACCGUCAUUGGCAAACCUUAUCAAGGAACAUACGAGUUUGCGGAGCGUCAAUUGUUGCGCAACCGGGAGAGGAUGUUUGGCGCCAAAGUCCAGCCACCCUUGAGAAAUGUCUACAUGAUUGGUGACAACCCGGAGUCGGACAUUUGCGGUGCCAACAGCUACCGCAGCGGACAUGGUAGCAAGUGGCACUCCAUCCUCGUUCGAACUGGUGUUUACAGUGGCGGUGAACCGACAUGGACCCCUACAACCAUUGUCGACAACGUUCGCAACGCGGUUGAGUGGGGAAUCAAGAGCUCCCAGUGGCGGGCAUGA